Molecule: messenger RNA, 435 nt
Organism: Adineta steineri
Lineage: Eukaryota; Metazoa; Rotifera; Eurotatoria; Adinetida; Adinetidae
Source: the annotation of a GenBank genome assembly
AUGGAUAGUUUACUUCAAUCAACAACAACACAAUCAACAAGAACAAUCCCAUGUAUUGAUGUUGAAGAGGAAGAUAUUCAACGAAAACGUAUUGCCAAUAUAUUACUGAAGGCACACAUAACCUUAUAUCCACCUUAUCGUGCUCAAAUGGCAAAGACUGGAGUGCUCGAUAAAUUUGUCAAAUUUCUUGAAGAGCAAUUAAAAAUGCAGCAAGAAUUUAUCGACGCACUCUGGACACAUCGUAUUUAUAUUCCUGCUGAUUAUCAUACUGGAAUGAUUCAGGAUGGUUUAUUUGAAUCGCCAAACAGUCAAAAACGUAAAUCUCAUCGUGAUGAUGAUGAUGAUAAUGGUCAACAAAAGAAUAUAAAAAAACAAAAAAUUAAACAAGAUGAUAAUGAUGACACCACCGAUAAUAAUACUAUUAAUAUAAAUUAA